Molecule: messenger RNA, 5205 nt
Organism: Oreochromis aureus
Lineage: Eukaryota; Metazoa; Chordata; Actinopteri; Cichliformes; Cichlidae
Gene: dhx38
Product: DEAH (Asp-Glu-Ala-His) box polypeptide 38
Exons: 27
Coding region: 272-4051 (1259 amino acids)
Biological process (GO): mRNA splicing, via spliceosome
Cellular component (GO): intracellular anatomical structure; spliceosomal complex
Molecular function (GO): RNA binding; ATP binding
Source: RefSeq, a predicted model, not a curated record
AGAAGAAGGAUUGUGGGAUUGCAAUGGCUGCUCCCUCAUCUGUAAACAUACGCGUUGAGUUUACGAAAACCGAUCGUUAAUCGUUUUCUCUGACGCCAUUACUGCUAGUUUUGUGAUUCAUUUUGUGGUCCAUAAGUUGGCCCCAGAUGUUUACGUUCAUGUGAGAGUGUUUGUAUUUUACGCUGACAGAAACACGCGACAUUUUUGCGCCUUCUCGUCUGGACACUAGCAGCUCGAAGGCUAGCCGAGGCUAGCCGCUCAGUCGGAGAUAAUGGAUGAUGACGUGUCAAUGCAUAGGCUGGAAGGAUCCGAUCCGACCGUUCAAGUUGGAGGUCUGAUUGUAAAGAAGAAGAGCGCUGCUGCAGAGCCCCAUGUAUUUCGGGCACCCACUCCACGCACAUCUUUACUGGGCUUGGAUCUUCUGGCAGCACAGAAAAGGAAGGAGCGUGAGACUAAGGAACAAGCAGAUUCUAGCAGUGAUGACAGGAGUAGCAAGAAGUCAAAGGUUUCCUCCUACAAAGACUGGGAGGAAGGUAAAAGUGACUCUGGAUCUGAUGAAGAAGACAGUGAUAAGAGUAGCACUGCUAAAAAAGAGAGCAGGAAGUAUCGUGUGACUGGCUCAGAGACGCCCUCAAACCCUGGAGGGGUCAGCGAAGAGUUCAGACGCAGGCACCAGCAGAGGGAGAAGGAGAGGCGCGAGCAUGGAGUCUAUGCCUCCUCUAAAGAGGACAGAAACAGAGAGAGAGACCGAGAAAGGAGUAGAGAUAAGGGCAGAGAUCGACGCAGUGAAAGAGAUGACCGCGAGAGCGGCUGUAGCCGUGGCAGCAGCAGCAGUCGGUCAGAGCGUUGGGAGCGCAGUGAGAGGAGUGAACGCUCACAGAGGGACGGGUGGUCCGAUCGCAUCAGCCGGGGCAGUAGGAGAGAUGAACCCCAAACUCCACAGAGUCGCCCCAGAGAUUCUUUCACUCCCUCCCGCUCCAACUGGGAUGAGGAUGACAGUGGUUUUGGCAGUUCAAGGCAUUCCCAGUGGGAAUCUCCUUCCCCUGCCCCGUCUCACAGAGAGUCCGACCGCUCGGAAAGAAGCCAACGCUCUGGCCGAGAGAGUGAGAGAAGGGACAGAUCAGUUAGAUCAGGUCGUUAUGCUGACGACACGCCCCUGCCUACCCCAUCCUAUAAGUAUAAUGAAUGGGCCAAUGACCGAAAGCAUUUGGGGUCCACACCUCGUUUAUCACAAGGAAAAGGGAGGAAAGAAGAAGGUGGUACAGGAUUUAUGUUUGAUAAUGAGGACGAGAAAGAACAGUGGGAGGAAGACCAGAAGCAAGCUGACAGAGACUGGUACAUGAUGGAUGAAGGCUAUGAUGAGUUCCACAACCCUUUCACUUCCACCUCUGACGACUACGUAAAGAAGAGAGAGCAGAUACUUCAGAAGCAGACUCAAAAAAGAAUAUCUGCCCAGAAACGACAGAUCAAUGAGGAUAACGAACGGUGGGAGACCAAUCGAAUGCUGACCAGUGGUGUGGUGCAAAGGUUGGAAGUGGAUGAAGAUUUUGAGGAGGACAAUGCCGCCAAGGUUCACCUGCUGGUUCAUAACCUGGUCCCUCCCUUCCUGGAUGGAAGAAUAGUCUUCACUAAACAGCCAGAACCCGUCAUCCCUGUGAAAGAUGCUACUUCUGAUAUGGCCAUCAUCUCUAGGAAGGGCAGCCAGCUGGUCCGUAAACAUCGUGAGCAGAAAGAGCGAAAGAAGGCGCAGCACAAACACUGGGAAUUGGCGGGCACCAAGCUGGGAGAUAUCAUGGGUAUUAAGAAGACGGAGGAUGAAGACAUGCCAGGGGGCAAAGCUGUAGGAGAGGACGGCAAAGUAGAUUACAGAGCAGAGCAAAAAUUUGCAGACCACAUGAAAGAGAAGAGCGAGGCCAGCAGUGAAUUUGCUAAGAAGAAGAGCAUUCUGGAGCAGAGACAGUACCUGCCGAUCUUUGCAGUCAGACAGCAGCUUCUAAAUAUCAUAAGGGACAACAGCAUAGUGAUUGUUGUUGGGGAAACCGGCAGUGGGAAGACCACCCAGCUGACCCAGUACCUGCACGAGGAUGGCUACACCAGAUACGGCAUGGUGGGUUGUACUCAGCCCAGAAGAGUGGCUGCCAUGAGCGUGGCCAAGAGAGUCAGCGAGGAGAUCGGCACCAACCUCGGAGAGGAGGUUGGUUACGCAAUCCGAUUUGAGGACUGUACAUCAGAGAAAACUCUGAUAAAGUACAUGACAGAUGGAAUCCUGCUCAGGGAGUCACUGAGAGAGUCGGACCUGGACCACUACAGUGCUGUUAUAAUGGACGAAGCUCACGAGCGCUCACUGAAUACCGACGUGCUGUUCGGUCUGCUACGUGAGGUUGUAUCUCGGCGCACCGAUUUGAAACUCAUAGUUACGUCUGCAACCAUGGAUUCUGACAAGUUUGCAUCGUUUUUUGGCAACGUACCUAUAUUCCAUAUUCCAGGGAGAACCUUUCCAGUUGACAUUUUGUUUAGCAAGACACCUCAGGAGGACUACGUGGAGGCAGCUGUGAAGCAAGCAUUGCAGAUUCACCUCAGUGGGCUGGUGGGAGACAUCCUCAUUUUUAUGCCUGGGCAAGAGGACAUUGAAGUGACAUCGGAUCAGAUUGUGGAGCGUUUGGAAGACUUGGAAAAUGCUCCUCCUCUAGCUGUGCUUCCCAUUUACUCUCAGCUUCCAUCUGACCUCCAGGCCAAGAUCUUCCAGAAGGCUCCAGAUGGUGUGAGAAAAUGCAUAGUCGCUACAAACAUCGCUGAGACUUCCCUCACUGUGGAUGGCAUCAUGUUUGUUGUGGAUUCAGGCUAUUGCAAACUUAAGGUUUUUAAUCCUCGCAUUGGAAUGGACGCGCUCCAGGUUUAUCCUAUUAGCCAAGCAAAUGCCAACCAGCGUGCUGGUCGAGCAGGACGUACAGGACCAGGGCAGUGUUACAGGCUGUACACUCAGAGCGCCUUUAAGAACGAGAUGCUGACCACCACCAUACCGGAGAUCCAGAGAACCAACUUGGCCAACGUAGUCCUGCUGUUAAAGUCUCUGGGUGUUCAGGAUUUGCUCCUUUUCCACUUCAUGGAUCCACCACCUGAGGAUAACAUGCUCAACUCCAUGUACCAGCUCUGGAUCUUGGGAGCUUUGGACAACACAGGAUCUUUGACACCAACGGGACGUCUGAUGGUGGAGUUUCCGCUUGACCCCGCUCUCUCUAAGAUGCUGAUCGUGUCCUGUGACAUGGGCUGCAGUGCUGACAUUCUCAUCAUCGUCUCCAUGUUGUCUGUGCCAGCUAUCUUUUACAGACCUAAGGGUCGUGAGGAGGAGAGUGACCAGGUGAGGGAGAAGUUCUCCGUCCCCGAGAGUGACCACCUCACCUACCUUAAUGUGUACAUGCAGUGGAAGAACAACAAUUACUCUAGCAUCUGGUGCAACGAGCACUUCAUCCACACCAAGGCCAUGCGCAAGGUGCGUGAGGUACGCUCCCAGUUGAAGGACAUCAUGGUGCAGCAGAGGAUGAACCUGGUUUCCUGUGGUUCAGACUGGGACAUCAUCAGAAAAUGCAUCUGUGCUGCUUACUUCCACCAGGCUGCCAAGCUCAAGGGCAUUGGGGAAUAUGUGAAUGUGAGGACAGGUAUGCCAUGUCACCUCCAUCCCACCAGCUCCCUGUUUGGUAUGGGCUACACUCCCGACUACAUCAUCUACCACGAGCUUGUAAUGACCACAAAGGAGUACAUGCAGUGUGUGACUGCAGUGGAUGGAGAGUGGCUAGCAGAACUGGGACCCAUGUUUUAUAGCAUCAAACAUGCUGGAAAAAGCAGACAGGAGAACCGUCGCAGGGCCAAGGAGGAGAUCACCAACAUGGAGGAGGAGAUGGCCAUGGCCGAGGAGCAGCUGCGAGCUCGUCGAGAAGAGCAGGAGAAGAAGAACAACGCCGGCAGCGUGAGGGCGGUGAAAAUCUGUACGCCAGGGAGGAAAGAAGAGGUCCCCAUGACACCCAGACACACCCCUGCCCGCUUCGGACUGUAAAACAGCUUCUGGAAGUAAGAAGCUCCCGAUCCAUUUCAGCUUCUAAGCAGUCACUGUCAUCGAGGCUCGGACCACACCAGCAAAAGCAAAAACAGUGCAGCUUUCAGCCAUUUCUUCCUCCCAGUGUGGCCGUCAGCUGCAGUUCAUGUUCAGACCACUAGAGUGAGAACUUGUAUAAGGCACAAGACUCGGAGACUAGCUGGGUUGAUUAGAAAGCCUCCCUCCACCUUCAUCACCUUCACUAGCUGUUUCCAUGAUGCAUUUUAAGGAAAAAGGACUGUGCUGUUUUUUUUCCUUUCUUUCUUUCUGUUCCCCCAUAAACAGUAUUUAUAUGUGCUUAUUAUUGAAAGGCUUUUAGAGAGGUGUUGACAAUAAUUGUACCGUCACUAAAAACUCAAACUUAAUUUUCUAUAUUCCUGACGGUAUUGUCAGAGUGCAGCUGAUAAAUGGUAAGCUGAUGUAAGUGUUACGUGUCUUCAUGUCCUUGUAUUUACUAGUUCUUGCAGUGUUGUGGCUUGAACGACACGUGCCACCUUGAAGUGCUCCUCUACAGACUGGAGCACUAUUGAAAAUGUACUUGUGGCACGAGUGUCUACUGACUCUACAGUCGUAAUGUCAUACGCCCUAAUACUCACAAUACUCUCAUGCAGGCUUAGUCAAUUGACCUUUUUUUACUCCUGUUGACCUUGUUCCAACAACAUACUGUGGCUCAUCAUCGCUUCAUUAUUUCACCACGAUUAAAUAUAUAAAUGCUGUCAUUGUUAUGGCAAACAUUACCUUUUUGGUUUUCCUUGAAACAGAUGUUCAGAAAUGCUCAUAUGCCUUUGUUGGCGUGCACCUUCCUCUUUCCCCUCAGCUGAUCAGAAUGUCAUGCAGCUUCAUAUAGACUGGUCUGUCUUUUUUUGGUCUUUUUACAUGAAAAUCAGCUUAUGUUUCUUUUUCUUUCCACAUCUUUUACAAAUGAAAAAGGUGAAUAAACAUUAGCAAUUUUUUUUUUUUUUUUUUAAUCCAGUGUAGUUCUGAUGCGUUUUUCUGCACAUUCAUGCAAAACAUUGGUUAGUUUUGCAGUGCUGUGAAUAAUGAUUUCAUAAGUGAAAAUGAUGCAACUCGGUUUUUGCUUAUGUAUCUAUUAAAACUAAGUGGCAAACGAUUAA